Lotus japonicus is the source of this 3497-nucleotide messenger RNA. Its product is annotated as pentatricopeptide repeat-containing protein At2g03380, mitochondrial. The transcript has a single exon. The record is from RefSeq and is a predicted model, not a curated record. The coding region runs from base 377 to 2455 and encodes 692 amino acids. Gene Ontology annotation, molecular function: RNA binding; protein binding. Lineage: Eukaryota; Viridiplantae; Streptophyta; Magnoliopsida; Fabales; Fabaceae. Gene Ontology annotation, biological process: RNA modification.
UUCAUUUCCGGAGCAAAAUUUGAAUUCAGUCCCUACUGUUUGAGAAACUACUUGGUUUUAGUCAGGUGGUGGUCCGGUGAGUCGGUGACUUUUGCCACUAACUCACUAGUUAAUAUAAACCCGACUAAUCGGUGAAUCUAUGUCGUAAAUUACAAGUAAGAUUUAUGAAGCCAUGAGACAAAUAUCACCUGACCACCACCUCCAACAAAGACCAAAAUCAGGUAAUUUCUCAAAUAGUAAAGACCGAGUUCAAACUUAACUCACCUGAAACGUUAUUUAACCCACCCUAAAUCCAUAUAUGCUUUGCUUUCUAAUGUUUAUGUAGGCUUAUUACGUGUAUACUUCAAAAUCUUCAACUAGCUUCUACCAUAGAAACAUGUUGGUAGCACCAUGUUCUCUGUUCCAUUCCUCUAAAUCUCUUAUUCAAUUCAGGUCCCUCAGCAGCUACAUUGCCUUUACACUUCCUCAUCCUCCCACUCUCUACCUCUCUCCCAUCUGCAAAAACAUCGACACCGUCAAAAAAUUCCACGCCUCCCUCAUCGUCCAUGGCUUCCCCGGCGACACCAAGCUCCUCAGCCUCUACGCCUCCUUCGGCUUCCUCCGCCACGCGCGCCGCCUCUUCGACCACCUCCCCUCCCCAAACCUCCACUCCUUCAAAGCCAUGCUCCGCUGGUACUUCCUCAACAACCUCCACUCCGACGUCGUUUCCUUCUACCACCUCACGCGUUACACUCUCGGUUUCUUCCACGACCUCGUCGUUUUCUCCAUCGUCCUCAAGGCCUGCUCCGAGCUUCGCGACGUCGUUCAAGCCGCCAGGCUCCACUGCCAUGUUAUCAAGUCCGGCCCCUCCGACGGGUUUGUCCUCAACGGCCUUGUUGACGCUUACUCGAAAUGCGGCCAUGUUUGCAGUGCACGCAAAGUGUUCGAUGAAAUUGCUGAACGGAACGUUGUGUCGUGGACCUCCAUGAUCGUUGCGUACGUGCAAAAUGAUUGCGCGGUGGAAGGGUUGAGGUUGUUUAAUAGAAUGAGGGAAGGGUUUGUUGAUGGGAAUGACUUCACCGUUGGGAGCUUGGUCACCGCGUGCACGAAAUUGGGGUCGUUGCAUCAGGGGAAGUGGGUUCAUGGCUAUGUUGUUAAGAGUGGGAUUCACGUGAAUUCUUUCUUGGCAACUAGUCUGUUGAACAUGUAUGUAAAAUGUGGGGACAUUGGGGAUGCUCGUAAAGUUUUCGAUGAAAUGUUGACAAGUGAUGAUGAGCUUGACCUUGUGUCGUGGACUGCUAUGAUAGUUGGGUACUCGCAGAGAGGACACCCUCUUAAAGCGCUGGAAUUGUUCACUGAUCGGAAUUGGGCAGGGAUUUUGCCUAAUUCCGUUACCGUUGCGAGUUUGCUCUCUGCGUCUGCUCAACUAAGUAAUGCUGUUAUGGGAAUGUUGCUUCAUGGUCUUGUGGUGAAGUGUGGGUUGUUUGAUAAUACUCCUGUGAGGAAUGCUCUUAUUGAUAUGUAUGCAAAGUGCCACCUCGUUUCAGAUGCUCGUUAUGUGUUUGAAACGACGGUCCAAAAGGAUGUUGUCUCUUGGAACUCGUUUAUUUCUGGUUGUGCUCAGAGUGGCUCUGCUUAUGAAGCUCUUGAGAUGUUUCAAAGGAUGAGAUCAGAGUCAUUUUCGCCACCAGAUGCAGUUACCGUGGUUGGUGUUCUCUCGGCUUGUGCUUCCCUCGGAGCUCUUCCACUUGGUUCUUCCAUUCAUGCUUUUGCCUUGAAGGAUGGCCUCGUGUCAUGUAGCAUUUAUGUUGGGACUGCGCUGCUCAACUUUUAUGCAAAAUGUGGGGAUGCAAAAUCCGCUCGUAUGGUGUUUGAUGGGAUGGGAGAGAAGAAUGCCGUGACAUGGAGUGCAAUGAUUGGUGGUUAUGGAAUGCAAGGUGAUGGUGUUGGAUCCAUUGCGCUGUUCAGGGAUAUGUUGAAGGAGGAAUGUGAGCCUAAUGAAGUGGUCUUCACUUCUGUAUUAGCAGCCUGCAGCCAUUCAGGAAUGGUUGGUGAAGGGUCCAGGUUAUUUCAUAUGAUGUGUCGGGAACUGAACUUUGUUCCUUCCAUGAAGCAUUAUGCGUGUAUGGUUGAUCUAUUGGCACGUGCUGGCAACCUUAAAGAGGCAUUGGACUUCAUUGACAAAAUGCCUGUUCAACCUGGUGUUAGUGUUUUUGGUGCUUAUUUGCAUGGAUGUGGACUUCAUUCUGAGUUUGAAUUGGGAGAAGUGGCAAUUAGGAGAAUGUUAGAGUUGCACCCUGAUCAAGCUUGUUACUAUGUGCUUGUGUCCAACCUUUAUGCUUCAGAUGGGAGAUGGGGCAUGGUUAAGCAGGUGAGGGAGAUGAUAAAGCAAAGGGGAUUGAACAAGGUCCCUGGUUGUAGUCUAGUGGAGAUAGAUCUCAAUGAUACAUAUUCCAAAGUGACAAUUUUUCCUUAAUCGUGUCAACUUUGUGCAUGAUUAUAUACUUCAUAGUAGCAAAACUAAUUGCUCAAACAAGUGGUUCAAUCGAUAACAUUUGAUGAGCACCACCAGCAUACUCGAGCUGAAAAAGUUUAGAAAAACAAUCUUGGAAGAUUUGAGAUAACCAUUGGGGGGUUAGACUCAAGGAGAGGCAUAAGCUAGUAGGUCUCUUUUGAGGUCAGUGACCAAAAUGGUGAGCAUGAAGCUGGGAAAAUGGCCUUAAAAGGUUGAACAAUGACAUAUACAAUUAAAGUUACUAACAAAUCAAAAACUCUGUAAUUUAAUAAAGCUAUUUGUUUAUGUAUAUUAUUAUCUAACAUCUAUUGUUAACUUUGACUAGAUUCCUUGUUCUUAAUCCAAAAUUCCACCUAGUAAGGUUUGUCGACGCAACACUAGCAAGGAAAGGUUUGUCGACAUUUGUCGAAAUUUGACGAAGAAAAGCCAUGAAAAAUACUAAGUUAAACUGGCAAGUUGAGUUAAUCGUGAAAUUCGACAACCACAAACGCUUGGAGCAGUUACAAAGGAAGUGGGCAGUUAAGAGCACGUGCACUCACCCUCGAUGCAAAGAAACGGUUAAGAGCGUGUGCCUUCACCCACGACGCAGGUCACCCACGAUGCAGGCAAGCGGUUGAGAUACAUGCCCUUUCCCACGAUGCAAGAAGCUUAUGGAGCAAGUAUGAGAUCGUGGAUCAGCAAGCCCACUAACCCAUUCAGCAGGAAGAAAAACCGCCAAGGACAUGUGAAGCAAUGGAGCACUAUAAAUAGGAGAACAUCAUUCAGAAAAAGGGUUCCCAACUCAACUCCAAAAAACUCACUAAAAAGCUCACAUGUCCGCAUCAAAGAGACUUCAAGAGCCUAACGUGAUGAUGAAGGAGUAUGUUGCAGAACCAUUUACAAUUCCUGCAUUUAGUGUUUUCGAACUUGCUGUUUUAUUCACUUCCCUGUCAAUUUCUCAUUUGAUGUAAUUUUCCUUUGUUUUUUGACUUACUUUUCUUGUACUUUGCACUUUGAUUAAUGA